This is a messenger RNA of Trypanosoma theileri, 309 nucleotides long. RefSeq lists its product as uncharacterized. Lineage: Eukaryota; Euglenozoa; Kinetoplastea; Trypanosomatida; Trypanosomatidae. The transcript has a single exon. The record is from RefSeq and is a predicted model, not a curated record. The annotation marks the transcript as partial.
AUGACUCGGGAGGCAGAACACACACGGGACAACGACGUCCGUGCCCUCCUUCGAGCGGAGUUCCCGGGAAAUACGGCCCCAAGAACACGUAAACAUCGACCCAAGUUUUUAUCUUCAAACACAUUCGCCUCCUUUGACAAAUCAACAACGAGACAACAAAACAUCAACAGCAGCAACAACACCAGCAUGCAAUAUACUUCAUCGGCCACUCCAUGUGAAGGACGCCACCCCCUCCUCAACAUCGAGGCCGUCCGAGGAUUGCCCACAGCGCAUACGGCUGCCAGAGACUUCCUGGAGCGUGCGCUACGU